AGAGAGAGAGAAAAAAAAAAAGCUCCUUGUUCCCUGUACAGACACAGCUCGGUUCUGGCUCCGGGGCAGAUGAGUAACACACCCCACCGUGACGCUGGAGCUAUGAGUUGCAACCUGCUCUUGCUCUCUGCUAUGCGCUGCUUAUCAGGCACUUUAUUUCUGACAGCUGCUCUGGAAACAUCUGCUCUGAGCGGCUGCUGCUGCUCACCCUGUGCAUUAAUUACUUCUGGAUCCUCCUUCCCAGUGGAGCCUUUUAUAAAAUCCCUGAACAGACAAUGAAGCUGCUGAUUUGUGUCCUUGUGAGCUUGGUCUUCUUGGCUCCGCUGAGGUUCGUCUCUGUCCCCUGGCUGUCCGGCCUGAUUGCAGGGCUGGGCGUCCUUGUGGUCUGGAUGGCGUCCUGGAAGAACAUUCGUAUUGCUGCAUGCACCAUCAAGAGAGACCUGAUGUAUGCAAGUACUCCGUUGUGCACGUCUUACUCCUGUCAUUUCAUCGCUCCCUCCAUUUUCCCCCCUCUUUUUUUCAACAGGUGUCUGGCUGCUAUUGUGAAAGUAAGACUUUCCCUGCACAGAAACGUGCGAAAUAAAAGAACCGUCCCUGCCUUGUUUGCUCAGAAGGUGCUGCAGCAUCCAGACAAACCCGCCUUGAUCUUUGGGGCCACAGGAGAGGUUUGGAGUUUCAAAGCCCUGCAGGAGCGAUGCAAUGCCGUGGCUCACUGGGCUCUGGCCCAGGGCUGGGCUGAGGGGGACGUGGUGGCCUUGUACAUGGAGAGUCAUCCGUUGGUGGUCGCCCUGUGGCUGGGGCUGGCCAUGGUGGGUGUGGAGGCCGCGUUCAUCAACCACAACCUGCGGCAGGAAUCGCUGCUGCACUGCAUUGGAGUAUCUGGGGCUCGGGCCGUGGUGUUUGGAGCCGAAAUGACUGAAGCGGUGUCGGAGGUGUCAGGAUCUCUGCAGCCCGGCACGACUCUGUUCUGCACUGGCGAUGAGGAGGAUGAGGAGGAUGAGGAGCAGCGCCGCAGCUUCCAAGCUCCGAGACUCGAAGCCCUGCUGACCUGCUCGCCCACACACCCGCCGUAUUACAAGCUGAGGAAAGGCUUCAAUGACAGACUUUUCUACAUCUACACGUCUGGAACAACUGGGAUGCCGAAGGCGGCGGUAGUUGUGCACAGCCGCUAUUUCCGCAUCGCUGCCUUCGGUUUUCAUGCGUUUGGCUUGCGUCCCGAUGACGUCUUCUACAACUGCCUCCCUCUCUAUCACUCCGCAGGGACCAUCAUGGGCGUGGGGCAAUGUUUGCUCUUUGGCUUGACAGUCGUAAUCCGGAGGAAGUUCUCAGCCAGUCGCUUCUGGGACGACUGCGUUAAACACGACUGCACUGUGAUCCAGUACAUCGGUGAGAUCUGCCGCUACCUGUUGGCUCAGCCUGUCCGCCCGUCCGAAGCCCAUCACCGGGUCAGAGUUGCCAUCGGCAACGGCCUCCGUCCCUCUGUGUGGGAGGAGUUCGUCCAGAGAUUCAAGAUCCAAAGAGUCGGCGAGUUCUACGGCGCGACCGAGUGCAACUGCAGCCUGAUCAACAUAGAUGGAAAGGUGGGAGCUUGUGGUUUCAGUAGCCGGAUCCUGCCCAACCUUUACCCCGUCCGACUGGUCAAGGUGAAAGAGGAUGAGAAAGAGCUGCUCAGGGAUUCGCAGGGACUCUGCAUACCUUGUCUGCCUGGGGAGCCCGGUAUGCUAGUGGGCCGCAUCAGCGACAAGGAUCCGCUCAGGCGGUUCGACGGCUACGCCGAUCAGGACUCGACCAAUCAGAAAAUAGCUCACCAUGUGUUCCAGAUGGGAGACUCUGCUUACGUCUCAGGCGACGUGCUGGUGAUGGAUGAAUACGGCUACAUGUAUUUCAGGGACCGCAGCGGGGACACGUUCCGCUGGAAGGGGGAGAACGUUUCCACCACAGAGGUGGAGGGGGUCCUCAGCGGCUUGCUGGGACACACUGAUGUAGCCGUCUACGGAGUGCCUGUUCCAGGCGUGGAGGGCAAAGCCGGCAUGGCAGCCAUCGCUCACACAGGAGCCGGUUUGGACCUUGAUGAGUUUUUGAGGGCCGUGCAAAAACACCUUCCCUCCUACGCGCGACCCGUCUUCCUGCGACUCAUGCCAUCUGUGGACACUACAGGUACAUUUAAAAUUCAAAAAACUCGUCUGCAGAAGGAAAGCUUUAAGCCACAGCACACGGGGGAGGAGAUCUAUUUUCUGAACAGCCGGGCUGGACGCUACGAGGCCGUUAAUGAUGAACUGUGUGAAGCCAUCGUUGAGGGCAAAGUUUCUCUCUGAGACAAAAGGACACCUGUAGAGUCUAGUGGAUAUUUUAUUACUAUUGUUUUUAAAUAUUUUUUUUAUUUUUUUUUAGAAAACUCCACUGUACGAUGGAAACCUUGUUGAUUUUUCAAAUAAAUGUACAUAAAAUGUUUG
Molecule: messenger RNA, 2453 nt
Organism: Gambusia affinis (western mosquitofish)
Lineage: Eukaryota; Metazoa; Chordata; Actinopteri; Cyprinodontiformes; Poeciliidae
Product: long-chain fatty acid transport protein 1-like
Exons: 13
Coding region: 276-2315 (679 amino acids)
Biological process (GO): response to cold; phosphatidylserine biosynthetic process; positive regulation of heat generation
Cellular component (GO): mitochondrial inner membrane; plasma membrane
Molecular function (GO): long-chain fatty acid-CoA ligase activity; fatty acid transmembrane transporter activity; long-chain fatty acid transmembrane transporter activity
Source: RefSeq, a predicted model, not a curated record